AUGGGCGACUACGACUACCUCAUAAAAUUUCUCGCCCUCGGUGAUUCUGGAGUGGGAAAGACCUCGUUUUUGCAUCGAUACACUGACAACACUUUCACCGGACAAUUCAUAUCCACCGUAGGAAUCGAUUUCAAGGAGAAAAAAGUGGUUUAUAAAAGUGCUCGUGGUGGAUUUGGUGGACGUGGACAACGGGUUUUGUUACAAUUAUGGGAUACAGCUGGUCAGGAAAGAUUUCGCAGCUUGACGACGGCAUUUUUCCGCGAUGCAAUGGGUUUCAUUCUGAUUUUCGACAUCACCAACGAACAAUCGUUCCUGAAUAUCAGGGAUUGGUUGUCACAACUUAAAGUCCACGCAUACUGUGAAGCUCCAGACAUUAUAAUAUGUGGGAAUAAAGCGGAUUUGGAAAAUAGACGUCAAGUUAGUACGGCACGUGCGAAACAGUUGGCCGAUCAAUUGGGUUUACCGUAUUUCGAAACGUCUGCGUGUACGUCGACGAACGUGGAACGUGCGGUUGAUUGUCUACUCGACUUGGUUAUGCAACGAAUACAACAAAGCGUAGAAACGUCUGGACUUCCUCUUUCUGAUUGCCGAGGAGUGAGUCUGGAUGCUGAUUUACCAUCAACUUCUUCAUAUUGUGCGAAUUGUUAA
Messenger RNA from Necator americanus (New World hookworm), 648 nucleotides. RefSeq lists its product as uncharacterized. The record is from RefSeq and is a predicted model, not a curated record. Gene Ontology annotation, molecular function: GTP binding; GTPase activity. Gene Ontology annotation, cellular component: dendritic spine; endosome; trans-Golgi network transport vesicle. Lineage: Eukaryota; Metazoa; Nematoda; Chromadorea; Rhabditida; Ancylostomatidae. Bases 1 to 648 code for a protein of 215 amino acids. Gene Ontology annotation, biological process: Golgi vesicle fusion to target membrane; protein secretion; protein localization to plasma membrane. The transcript is spliced from 7 exons.